AUGAAUUCGGCAACAAAGGUUGGGGAGAUUUUCACGGCAGCGGGUCAAGCAUUCAGCAGGCUCGGCGAUUUGACAAUGCAAUUACAUCCAAAUGCGGAAUCUCCGUCCGGUAAAUGGACAGACGAGGAAAUCGACAUGUUACACUCGUCCAUAAUGCGCUUCUCGGACGAUCUGAGUAAAAUCAGUCUAAGCAUUAAAAAUCGCACAGUCUCCCAAAUUAGACAAGCUCUAAAGAAGAAGGCGUUCGAGGAUGCUGGUAUACCGGCAAAACAGGUGCCCGUUCAGCAGGUGCAACACGUCAUACAAACAGUUCAGCAAUUGCCCAUUGUCCAGCAACAUCACGUAUUCAAGUCACACAUCAUACAACAACAGCCGCAGCCGCAGCAGCAAACCAAGCAGAUCAUAUUGCAGCCACAGACAACAACGACAACUGUCACUAUCAAACAGUUUCAGCAAAUGCAGCAGCAGAAGGCCGCUGCCCUGGCUGCUGCACAGGCAGCUGCAGCUGCCAAUGCGCCAACCAUCACAGAAAACAUCAUCAUACAGCAACCCACAUCAACGACAGCCGUGGCGGUGCAACAGCCGCAGCAACAGCAGCAGCAACCACACGCAGUCGUGGCAACGUCUGCGACACAACAGAUUAUUGUGCCUGCCGCCACCACAGUAUUGUCGCCAAGUGCAGCAGUUGGCGCCGUUGUGGUUGCCGACGAUGUUGUCAGCACAACAUCCACACCAACAACAGCAACAAAUGCGGGCCUGAAGUGUGGGCCCGAUGUAUCGAUGACCCUUAAUCGGAUCAACGUGCAGGAGAAUGAGGUCGACGUUGAGGAGUGCCUUCCCGCGGAGGUUGUCAAGCUGGACUUUGUCAGCGAGGAGGUGGCAGGGUGAAGUUUGCUCGCAGCCAAUGCUGAAGCAUCGCCCGGCCUGGUCGAGGACUUCUAUUACUAGUAAUAAUGUUAAAACAGCUCCAGAAUUACAUAAAAGUAAAUCCCUUAUAUGGCAGACCACACUGGCCUCAACUGUUAAAUGUUUUCAAAUUUGAUAUACCUUCUAUUUAACUCUGAAAUCGUAAUUUAAUGACGCAUUGUAAAAGUGAAAGCAUAAUGUCUAAACUGCCACGAAAUGUUUAGAUGAGUUUUCUUGUAUGAAAAUGUAACAAUAGAGACAUGUAUUAAAUUGUUUGCUGCACCUAGAUCUAAAUUUAAGAAGAGAUUCAAUAGUGCAAAGUACAUAAAUUUCUUGUAAGUUGAAUGAAAU
This is a messenger RNA of Drosophila novamexicana, 1257 nucleotides long. Its product is annotated as inner centromere protein A. NCBI's taxonomy places the organism in Eukaryota, Metazoa, Arthropoda, Insecta, Diptera, Drosophilidae. The transcript is spliced from 4 exons. Gene Ontology annotation, cellular component: MLL1 complex; NURF complex. Bases 1 to 888 code for a protein of 295 amino acids. The record is from RefSeq and is a predicted model, not a curated record.